ACAAAGGGAAACGAACGCUAUAUAACGAAAAUGUAAGAAGAUCCGAAAGACAGAGGUUGAGAAAAGAGAAAGGACGGCAACCGACGCAAAAGACUGAACCUAGACACACGAGUCUAGAGACCAUUAUUGACAAAGAGCAUCAUUUUAUUGACUGGAACAAGUUUCCAGAUGGUAUCUGCGUUCUUAUUGAUUACAAGCCGUCUAGCUGA
Molecule: messenger RNA, 209 nt
Organism: Paraglomus occultum
Lineage: Eukaryota; Fungi; Glomeromycota; Glomeromycetes; Paraglomerales; Paraglomeraceae
Source: the annotation of a GenBank genome assembly